This is a messenger RNA of Blumeria graminis f. sp. triticale, 153 nucleotides long. Lineage: Eukaryota; Fungi; Ascomycota; Leotiomycetes; Helotiales; Erysiphaceae. The record is from the annotation of a GenBank genome assembly.
AUGGCAAAGGCAUAUCAGGGUAGCCAGAGGCUUUUCCUGUUUUCCCUAUGGUGGAUGCUACAGGUUGAGGGAAGGGUGAAAGUUACUAGGAAAAAGGUCUCAAGUGGUAUCAGCAAAAGCACCCACUACAUGAGUAGUUAUCGCUAUAAUUAA